AUGAUAAAUUAUUUAUUCUAAAAGAAGAAUAUAUCUAAAGUACCUUUCUGCACUAUAAAUAAAUAUUAAUUACUUGAAAUAUAAGAAAAGGAAAUAAAAAUUAUAUAAUAAAAGUUAUAAUUAAAAAAAGAUAAUUUAUAUCUUCAUAUCCCAAAGACUAAAUUUAAUCCACGUUUUCACCCUUUGUAAAAUGAACAAAAAUAUAAUGCAUAAAUAUCAUAAAAUCUUUAUUAAUGGUAAUAAACAGCAUUUAAAAAUUCUAAAAAAUAACUUCUUAUGCAUGAUUUGCCGUUUCAAACUUAUGGAGAGCCACAUUUUGGUCAUUUUUAUAAUCGAAUAUAAUAAGAUAUAGCUACAAGGUUCGCUGUUUUAUAAGGAAUUAAAGUAACAUAAUAGAUUGGAUUUAAUUUACAUGGAUAAACUAUUUAAAAUUAAGCACUUUUUGAAGAUUUGGAAGAAAAGAAAGAACUUAUAAAAUAUUCAGAUGAUCAAAUAAGAGAAAUAGCUUAAAAAUAUGCGCAUAAAAGUUUAGAUAAAAUAAUUAACUAAUAUAAAAAAUGGGGUUUAAUGUAUGAUUUUUAUUAAGCAUAUUUAACUUCACAUAAUUCAUACUAAAAAGGAGUUUUAGAAGCAUUUAAUUAAUUAGUAGAAGAAAAGAGAAUAUUUGUUGAUUAAUAAAUAUGUUUAUGGUCAAUAAAAUAUCGAAGAAGCUUAGAUGAUGACGAAUCAGAAAUGUAAUUGAGGCAAAAGCCAACAAAUUUUGUAUGUUUAGAGAUCAUAAAUUACAAGGAAAGUGAAUACUUAAAAGAUUUAAUAAGAUAAAAUAAAAUAAAAAAAUUAUUUGUAAUUAUAACGAUAAAUGAAUUGUAUUAAUUGAACAGUUUAAGAGCAGUUGAAAUAAAUGAAAAUGUUGAAUAUGGAAUUUAUUAAAUGAAUAAUGGAAUAAUAUUUAUUUUAUCAAGGAAAAGAUUUAAAUAACAUAGACUUUAUUUUAAAGAAAAGGGUGCAAAAUUAAUUGGGAUUUAAACAGGUAGAUAAAUAUCUUAAUUAUAAUUAUUUGAAGAAGUAUUCUAAAGGAAGAUCAAUUUUUUAAAUACCGAUUAAUUUGCAAUUAAUGAAAAAUUUGGAAGUGGAAUUAGGAGUGUUAUACCAGGAAAUAAUAUAGAUGAUUUUACUUUAGGCCAAAAGUUAGGUAUUAUUCAAAAAGCAUGUAUUGAUGAAUAAGGAAGGUUUACUUAUGAGAAAGAAGUUCCAGAAGGAUUAAAAGGAUUAUAAAUAAAUAAUGGAGAAGCUAAUAGGUAUAUACAAGAUCUUUUAAUAAGUAAAAAUCUUUUGUUAGAAGGAAUACAUGAGUUGGUAGAAAUUAAUGAAUAUAUUGAUAAAAAAAGCAAAGAAAAGCUCAUUCUUAGAACAUAGCCUACUGUCUUUUGUAUGCUUCCUAAUUUUGAAAAGGAAGAUUUUAUUGAAAAAAUUAAUAUCGUCCCUUAAAAUACUAUAGAAGAAACUUAUUCACAUAUUAAAAAUAUGCUUAAGUAAAAAACUAAUAAAUGGGCUAUUUCUUCUAAAGCAUAAUGGGGAAUACCUAUUCCUAUUUUUAUUUAUAAACAUAAUACAACUAAAUAUUUAAUUGAUAAGUCUAUAAUCUAACAUAAUAUUUAAAUAUUUUAAAAUGAAGGAUGUUUAUCUUUUUUCAAUAAAUCAAUUAUUGACUUAUUACCUUAAAAAUAUAAAAAUUAGUCUCAUUUAUUAGAAAAAGCAAAUUUCGUAUUUGACAUAUGGUUUGAAAGUGGUUGUAGUUGGUACACUUAAUUGAAAAGUUAAGAAAACGAAGAAUAAAAUACUCCUACUUUGAAAUAAGCAGACUUAUCAAUAUUAGGAACUGAUUAAUGCGAUAGUUGGUUACUUUCAAGCAGCUUAUUAUGUAUAGGUUUAAGGGAAGAACCUUUCAUUUCUGAUGAAUCUGUUUUAGCAACUUGCCAAGUUUUAUAAUAUUUGCCUUAAUUACAAGUUUUGUUUUUAGGAUUGGACUCAAUUACUUUAAAAGCUGAAACUUUAAAUUAAUGCUUUUAAGCAGUUUCCAAAAGUGCUAAAAUUAGUAAUAUUUCAUUAUCUAUAAUCCACAACAAAAUUUAAGAUUCAGGAAUAGAAUAGCUAGCAGAAGGUAUUUCUAGUUUUUAAAACAAGAAUCUUAGAAAAUUAAACUUAAUACUUAUUUCAAAUGAAAUAACUUCUGUAGGAGCUCAGAAAUUAGCUUAAGCAGUUUAAAAAAUAUAAUCUUUAAAUACUCUUUAAGUUUCUUUAUAUGCAAAUAAAUUAGGAGCUGAAGGAGCAUAAUAGAUAUCAGAAAUAAUGCUUCCUUAAUUAUAGAACUUUCAUUUAGAUUUGUAUUUCAAUAAUAUAACAGAUAUUGGAGCAAGGAGUUUGUCUAAUAAAUUAAUAAAUAUGUAAAACUUGACUGAAUUAAAAUUAAAUCUAGACUUUAAUUAUAUUUUAAAUGAAGGAGGUUAGUAUAUAGGUGAAUCUUUAAAAAAACUUACAAGUUUGAAAGCUUUGAAUUUAGGUGUUGCAACAAAAAAUUUUGGAACUUCAGGAUUCGAACAUAUAGCAAAUGGAAUUUCUAACCUAGUUAAUUUAGAAGAAUUAAGAUUAGCAUGCGGAGUUAAUAAAUUAGGUCCUUUUGGAAUUAAUUACUUAAAAAUAGCUUUUUCAAGAUUAGAUAAGUUGAAAAAACUUGAUUUAGAUUAUUAUGAAAAUUCUUUAGGUGAUCCUAAUGGUAAAAAAGUAAAUGAACUCUUAGACGCUUUAGGCAAUUUAGAAGAACUAAAUUUAAACUUUGCCUUUAAUAAUUUGCUUGAUUAUGGUACUAUCUAAAUUCUUAAAGGAAUUUAAAGACUCAAAAAAUUAAAAAAAUUAAAAUUAGAUUUUGGUAGUAAUGAAAUUGAUGAUGAUUCUGUUGAAAGUAUUCUAAAAGAAGUUGAUAUUAUAUCGAAAUAAGUUGAUUAGUUUUAAUUUGAAUUCUUGAAUACUGCUAUUACUAAAGAAGUAAGCGAAAAAAUCAGAUAAAGAUAUUAGGAUAUAAAUAAUAUUAAGGUUUCUGUUAAUUCUAAUGUUUCUAAAGAAUAUCUCGAAAACAAGAAAAAUAAGAAAGAAUAAAAAUAAUAAAAACAAUAAUAAUAAUGA
Molecule: messenger RNA, 3180 nt
Organism: Ichthyophthirius multifiliis
Lineage: Eukaryota; Ciliophora; Oligohymenophorea; Hymenostomatida
Product: isoleucyl-tRNA synthetase, putative
Exons: 5
Biological process (GO): isoleucyl-tRNA aminoacylation
Cellular component (GO): cytosol
Molecular function (GO): isoleucine-tRNA ligase activity; ATP binding; aminoacyl-tRNA deacylase activity
Source: RefSeq, a predicted model, not a curated record